Marasmius oreades (fairy-ring Marasmius) is the source of this 1992-nucleotide messenger RNA. RefSeq lists its product as uncharacterized. NCBI's taxonomy places the organism in Eukaryota, Fungi, Basidiomycota, Agaricomycetes, Agaricales, Marasmiaceae. Gene Ontology annotation, molecular function: ureidoglycolate lyase activity; allantoicase activity; ureidoglycolate hydrolase activity. The transcript is spliced from 9 exons. The record is from RefSeq and is a predicted model, not a curated record. The coding region runs from base 173 to 1792 and encodes 539 amino acids. Gene Ontology annotation, biological process: allantoin catabolic process.
GGGCAACGUUAGGUAGGCCAUAUCUUGGCCACAUACUUUGGAACGCUCACGGAUCUUACUAACGACUUUCGGGAAAAUUGGGCGACAUCUGACGUUCACACCGGCCGAAUAGCUGCCCUGCCAUCGAUUCACGUACCCGAUCAUCCUAAGAUAACCUUCAAACGUAUCCUCGAUGGUCUUUGAAGUCGUGAACCUAGCAAAGUUUUCUGAAGUUUUUGCGUCCACUACCGAGCUUUCUAGCUGCGCUCUUGGUGGUCGUGUGGUGUCAGUAUCUGAUGAGUUUUUCGCAGAGGCCUUUCAUUUACUUCUCGUAGAGCCUGCUACGAGUUUGAAGGGCCAGUUUGGGCCUAAUGGGGCAUUAUACAGUGGAUGGGAGAGCAGGAGGCACAAUCCCACCUUCGACUGGUGUAUCAUCAAGCUCGGAACGUCGGGGACAAUCGUGGGUUUCGAUAUAGAUACGGGGCAUUUCAAUGGAAAUGAAGCACCUCAAGCAUCAGUCGAUGGAUUUUAUGAUCCAACAUCGGAAGAUCCUGACAAGAACGAUGCAAGAUGGACGGAAAUCCUUCCUAAAGUCAAUCUCGGACCAAAUUCUCGACAUCUCUUUACGGUACCACCUGGUUCUCGGGCAACAUUUGUCAAAUUGAAUAUGUAUCCAGAUGGCGGUAUUGCCAGAUUCCGGGUUUACGGUCAUGUUAUUCCUAUCGUACCAGAGGAUCCGCUCAAGAGCUUUGACUUGGCCCACGUAUAUGCGGGCGGACGGGUGGUACUCACGUCCGACCAACAUUUCGGCGUAGGGGCGAAUCUGAUUUUACCUGGACGGGGAAAGAAUAUGGGUGAUGGUUGGGAAACGAAACGUAGCCGCUUGCCAGGACAUAAGGACUGGGCGAUCAUACAGCUUUCAACGCCGGGAUACCUUGAACAAGUCGAGAUCGACACCAAUCAUUUCAAAGGAAAUUUCCCAGACAGCUGCGAAGUUCAUGCCCUUCAUCUUGACAAGGAGGUGGACUGGCGUGUAGGGCGCGCCGAGGAUCAGGAUUGGAAGGUGGUGCUACCGAGAAUAAAGUUAGGACCUCAUAGGCAACACUUCUUUCAACUCGAGAACGUGGCUGGCGUGCUUUACACUCAUGUGAAGGUUACUAUUCAUCCGGACGGUGGCAUCAAGAGAGUACGUGUGAUCGGUAGGCGGUCGAGGAAGGAAGCGUCCGAAGGCGUUACAACUAUCGAAGAAGAAUCUCCAAAAGUCAAGGAUAUUCAGCUGGCCCUUACGAAAGAUCAGAGCUUGAAGAACAGUAAGGUUCUACCUGUCUUGCCGCUCACCCCGGAAGCAUUCGCGCCGUUUGGACAAGUAAUUCAAGCAUAUGGUGACCAUGCGGCUGCGCCUAAAGGCAUCAAGAUCACUCCAGCUAAUGGUGGAACCGCAGACAAAUUCCACAAACUCUCCUUACUAGCUCAGUCAUAUCCCGUUGGCGCUGGUGCUACCACCGGCAUUUCGGUCUAUAGGUGCCAGCCUUUAACAGACAUCGCCAUGGACGGCACUUGCCAAUUAAAGGAGUUGGAACGUCAUGCGUUUACGAACCAGGUGUUUGUUCCUAUGGGAAAAGGCUUCGGAGAAGAGUUGACUCAUCCUGCUGAGAAAUAUUUGGUUGUGGUGACGAAGAGUGGAAUGGAUGAUAAACCAGAUCUAAAUUCGCUGCGAGCGUUUACAGCGACCACAGCACAGGGAAUAGUGUACAAUACCGGAAUUUGGCACCGACCGAUUACGGUUCUAGAGAAGGUAUGUCGUUCUACUUGAAUAGGAUUCCUAUUUCUGAUGUCAGGAAAUUAGCCAAUGGACUUUGCAUGUGUAGAAACACAGAUAGGAAACGGAAGCAAAGCUGACUGUGAAAUCGUGAAAGUGGAUGAGGAAAUAAGAUUGAGGAUAUGGUAAACUGUAGUCACCCGUGAUUUCCGAAUUCAGAAGUCAGAUGUUUGCAUCUGUUGUUACCUCCACCU